CUUGUGAACAAUUGAAUAACAACAUCGCAUGGCGGCGACCAAUAGCUAUAUAAUUGAUGAAGAAAAUCUGAUAUGCGCCAUUUGUUUGGAUAUAUGGCUGGAAAAGGAUCCGAGAAUUUUACCCUGUCAGCAUACAUUCUGCAGAGAAUGCCUGGAAAAGUUAGCCAUUCACAAUACGCAAAUUACGUGCUGUUUGUGUAAAGUAAAGCAUAAAAUUCCUAAAGGCAAAAUAGUAAAGAUUAAAAAGAAUAGUUUAAAGAGUUCUCUUCAAAAUGUAUCAACUGUUGAAAAGCUAUGUAUAAAACACAAAAAAGAGGCGUCGCUCUAUUGUAAAACUCAUAAAAUUGUCGAUUUAUGCUCUAAAUGUUGUGAAAUCAACCAUUUCGAAUGUGAUAUUAAUACAAUGAAAAAUCAAGAAAAACGUCUAAAACUAAUGAAUUCCUACGAAGAAAGUGAAAAGGAAAUGAUUAAAAAUCAACUCAAAGAAAUUGACGAUAUUGAAAUUAUUUGGAUAAAUAAGAUUAAAGAACAAUUUCAACUGAUUAAAAAGCAAUUAGAUACCAUUGGUAAGAAGAAGAUUACAGAAUUUAAGAAUGUACUGCAAAAUCUACACUGCAAUGAAAAUUUAAAAGAAUUAAUAGACAUAUUUUUAAAAGGCAAAACAAAUGUAAAAUUAUUAAACGAACCGGAAGUUUGUUAUAAAAUUGAGCAAUUCAAUAGGAAAACACUAUAUUCGUUUCGAGCGGAAAAAGAUUCAUCAAACUCUUUCAUAGAUUUUUCGCAAAACUGUAAAAAUACUGACGAUGUACAAAGAUUAAUGAAACUUUUAGAGGGAAACACUAAAAUAGAAACAAUAGAUAUAUCUAAUAAUAUUAAAGUGGGCGAUAAUCUAAGAGAAAUUUGUGAACAACUGCAAAAUUCAUCGAAUUCAUUAAGGGAGAUUAUCUUUGAAAAAUGUAAUUUAAACGAACAACAAUGUUUUUAUAUCGGAAAAAUGCUUUUAAAAUGCUCUAGAAUUGAAAGUAUAAGGCUUGGUGGUAAUUCCAAUAUGGGAAAUGGAUUAUUAUAUAUUUGCGAAGGUGUUGAAUCAUUUGUAAACAGUUUGAAAAGAAUUAAUUUCAACUAUUGUCAAUUCAAUAAUCAUCAAUGCUAUUUUAUUAAAAAUCUCUUGUUAACUUGCUCAAACCUCGAAGUAAUUGAUCUGGGACAGAAUAGAAAUAUGGGAGAUGAUGGCCUACAGGAAAUUUGCCAGUCGUUAGAGAAAUCUUCCAACUGUUUAAAGGAAAUUAACUUUUAUUGUUGUAAUUUAAAUGAGAAACAAUGCAAUUCUAUUGGAAAAUUGUUAAUGAAUUGCUCCAAAAUUGAAUUGAUAAAUUUAGCUUGGAAUUUCAAUAUGGAAAAUGGAUUGAAUAACAUUUGUAAUGGACUUUCUCAUUCUGUCAACAGUUUGACAGUUUUAAAUUUUGCUUUGUGCAAUUUGAAAGAAAAGUCUUGUAGCCUUAUUGAAAAUCUAUUAAAGUCUUGUUGUAAUAUUGAAAAAAUUAACUUAUCAGAGAAUAAAGAAAUGGGAAAAGGACUAAUCUUAAUUUGCCAAUCACUAGAAAAGUCGGCCAACAGCCUUAAGGAUAUUGAUUUAUCUUUGUGUGAUUUAUCUCAGGAUCAGUGUAUCUCUAUUGGUUGUCUAUUGAAGAAUUGUAGACGAAUUGAGACCAUUAAUUUAGAAUUUAAUGAAAAUAUGGGAUUUGGCUUACUGUUUAUUUGCUUUGGUCUUCAAAUCUCGUUAAAUAGUUUGAAAGAAAUCAAUUUCGCUUCGUGUAAUAUUAAUGAGAGUUUGUGCUCAAUUCUUGAGACUCUUUUCUCUUCUUGCUCCAAAAUUGAGAUUAUCAAUCUAUCUAAUAAUAGAAAUAUUGUUAAUGGAUUGUACAUUUGGGAAGGGAUUAGAAAAUCAUUUAGCACUUUAAAGAAAAUGAAUUUUGACGCAUUUCAUCUGCAAUUACGCAAUUUACUCCAGAAUGUACUCAACACUAAUGGACGUUACUUAUUAAUGAACAACAGCAAUUGGUCAUCUUUUGACGAAAUAUGGAAUGAAAAUAUGACUGACGGAAUAAUAAAUGUUUGCAAAGGAUUAGAAAACUCGUCAAAUAAUCUAAGAGAAAUCAAUAUCAGUUCGUCAAAUUUGAAUAGAAAUGUAUGCCAUCACAUUAUGAAUAUGUUGAAAAAGUGCUCAAGAAUUGACACUAUAAAUAUUGGGUUUAAUGAAAAUAUUGGAAAAGAUGGACUUUUUGACAUUUGCCAAGGUUUGGAAAACUCUGUCAACACUUUAAAGGAAUUGGUUUUCACUUGUUGCAAUUUAGAUGAGAAUAAAUGCAAAAUUAUUGGAAAUUUAUUAAUAAAAUGCUAUAAAAUUCAAAUAAUAAACUUGGCAUUGAAUAGAAAUAUGGAAACUGGUUUGCUGUGUAUUUGCGACAAACUACAAAAUUCAGCAAACAAUUUAAAAGAAAUUAAUGUUGAAUGUUGUAAUUUAUACGAUUCUCUGGCGGAAAAUAUCAGUUACCAGUUUACAAACUGUACAGUAAGAAUAUAACUAAUAUUUAUCAUUAACACGAAGAAAAAGCAGGAUCAAAACAAUUCCUUUUUUUAGAAAUGAAGUUUUAGUUUAAAAAUGGUUAUAGUUAGAAGAAAUAAUAUUCUAGAACUGUUGUUUUGUAAUCAGGGUUGAAGGGUUUGGAACAAUGGAAGAGGUUUGGCAAUAGACAAAACAAAACCACAAAGACUUCUUUAUUAAUAAAUAUACUUUGAAAGAAACAGGCAAGAGAUAAAUCAUCUAUUGAAACUGACUGAUUCCUGGAAUCAUUAAAUUAAAUGAUUGAAUCAGGAACUCUCAUUUUUUUCCUACCGAUCUUUUUGACAUUGUUUGAGAAGGAUUCAAAUAGAGAUAUGCUGGUCUUGUUCAAGGCUGCCUGAGAUCUGGCUAUUGCCAUUACUAUACACAGUCAUUACAUUCUUGAACACAUUCAUCGUCUAUUCCUUGAAUUUAUUAAAUUCCUCUCCCAGAGUGUUUUUGAUUAAUUUUUGGACAUACCAUACUCUCUGAGAUUGAGAGAGUGUUGAAGGGUUAUCCGAGAAAGAACCUUUAGUGAUAGGAAUACCCUUCCUCUCUUUUAGUAUUCCUCUUUUUCUCUUGUCAAACUUCUCGACAGAUAUUUUUUGUGAUUAAUUUGCUUUAAGACUAGAAUACAGAAAAUACAUUAGAGUGU
Molecule: messenger RNA, 3257 nt
Organism: Dimorphilus gyrociliatus
Lineage: Eukaryota; Metazoa; Annelida; Polychaeta; Dinophilidae
Source: the annotation of a GenBank genome assembly